GAAAGAAAGGGUGACAUUUCAGCCGGUUUCCACUGCAAACCCAACCUGGCGAGAAGGCGACCAACCUGCCAAACCAAAAAGAACGCGUCUUUCCUCCCUCCUCCCACCUCCAAUUCCCAAAUCUUCUGCCAAUCCUCCAAGAACCACCAUCGCCGGCAUCCGCCAUGAUCCGGUUCAUACUGCUGCAGAACCGGCAGGGGAAGACGCGGCUGGCCAAGUACUACGUCCCGCUCGAGGACUCCGAGAAGCACAAGGUCGAGUACGAGGUGCAUCGGCUGGUGGUCAACCGGGACCCCAAGUUCACCAACUUCGUUGAGUUCAGAACACAUAAAGUUAUCUACAGGCGAUAUGCAGGACUAUUUUUCUCAAUGUGUGUGGACAUUACUGACAAUGAGCUGGCAUACUUGGAAUGCAUCCACUUGUUUGUCGAGAUAUUAGACCAUUUCUUCAGCAAUGUGUGUGAACUUGACUUGGUAUUUAAUUUCCACAAGGUGUAUUUGAUACUGGAUGAGUUUAUUCUUGCUGGAGAGCUUCAAGAGACAAGCAAAAGGGCAAUAAUAGAGAGAAUGGGUGAGCUUGAGAAGCUGGAGUAAGGAGAAACGGUGUACACUAGCGUCAUGGGCAGAUGAUUAAGAAGAGUGUGCUGCCGUUUCUUUCUCUGCCGUGUCAAAACAUUUGCUCUGCUGUACAAUUCUUUGUAGCUGUUGUGUUACUUGACACUGUCAAGAUUGUUCUGUUGAAUACCAUGGGAUCACAGUCAUCUUUGUGCAUUUGCUUGAAGUAAUCAUCAUUAUAGCAAUCCCUUAUUCUUCACCGUUCUGAUUGGGAAUCUGGUAUUUUGAUGCUGCACAACAUGAACACUGUAUUAAGCAAUCU
Molecule: messenger RNA, 876 nt
Organism: Oryza brachyantha (malo sina)
Lineage: Eukaryota; Viridiplantae; Streptophyta; Magnoliopsida; Poales; Poaceae
Product: AP-2 complex subunit sigma
Exons: 6
Coding region: 165-593 (142 amino acids)
Biological process (GO): protein transport; clathrin-dependent endocytosis
Cellular component (GO): AP-2 adaptor complex; intracellular membrane-bounded organelle
Molecular function (GO): clathrin-cargo adaptor activity
Source: RefSeq, a predicted model, not a curated record